Molecule: messenger RNA, 5144 nt
Organism: Toxorhynchites rutilus septentrionalis
Lineage: Eukaryota; Metazoa; Arthropoda; Insecta; Diptera; Culicidae
Gene: gry
Product: trafficking protein particle complex subunit 11
Exons: 9
Coding region: 353-4495 (1380 amino acids)
Cellular component (GO): cytoplasm
Source: RefSeq, a predicted model, not a curated record
GACAGUUCGCGUUCGAAUUGUCAAUACGUCGUCUGAGAAAAUUUUAUCAUCAUCUCCGAAUCGCUCGUUACUGUAUGUUUUGCGCGGAACGUUAGUGAAUUUUGUGCCCUGUUCGCGUCGUGUGAUUGCCUGGAGUAUUCCGUAAUGUAGAGCACUGUUCAGUGCAGAACCGGUGCGAAAAAAUUCCCCCAUAUCAGCCAUAUUCGCGCCGAUGUUUGUGACUGGAAAAAAGUGGAAUCCGUACCGAGUGAAAUUUUGUGCUCUCGAGCAGAGCUGAGAAAGCUGAUUAUUACGAGGGGUUUCUUCCGAACGGCAGGUUUAGUUAGAGAAGCGACAGCGGAUAUACGCAACGAUGGCACUUGACUCGAGUGUUCUGCCUUCGGAGCUGGUGACAGUUGCUCAGCCACUGGUCGGCUUGUCCGGAUUGGAUGUGCAACGAAACAACACCCACAAGACUAUUUGGGAUGCCUUCAUCAACAAUAAAAAGCCUGACGGUGAAUCAAUCCAGUACAAAUUACUUCCUCAGAAUUACGAAUUUCCCGUGUCGAAACCAAAACAUCAAUCUUACGAGUGGUAUCAUCCGAAGGGAAUACUGAAGCGAAACUGGAUGUUGAAGCAUCUGCAUGUUCUUCCGGCGGUGGUUGUGCUCUUUCAAGAUCUUGAAUGGAAUGAUCCACAGUGGAGCGAAAAACAGCUUCAGUGUGCUUCUAUGAUACAGUCGUUAAAGAACUCGCUUCAGGGCAGAAAUACACGACUAGCAGUAGUAUUACUUCAAAAAGGUAUCUCUCAUUCUCAGGGGGAAGAUUUGCUAGCCUCCGAACGAGCUGCUCACCUGACCAGCACCUGCGAUAUCAACGCCAAAAUGCUCUUCGUGCUUCCCCAUGGUGACCACUUGGUGGGUCACAUCAUGAGGCUUCAGUCCGCUUUUCUGGAACUUGCCCAAUCCUAUUACGCCCAAAUGAUGAAACAGAUUCGGCUGCAUCGGGAACAGCUAACGGAUUCCCAUCAAAUUCUGAAGAUUCGGCAUCAGUUCAAACUUGGUUUCAUCUCGGAACUCAAACUAGAUCAAUCGAAUGCCCUGCGUCACUAUCGUCAGACCUAUGCGAAUCUCGAGGAGAUACGAGUGGUCGAUACCAACUGUUUGGAGAUCAAAUCUAUUGCUGGUUUCGUGAACUACAAAAUUUGUAGACUAUUCUUCAAACUGAACACUCCCAAGGAUUCGAUAACUCACUUCAAGAAUCACAUCAACAAAUAUCGCAGCCUAGCCGGCUUCAAGGAACUGCUGUUUGAACACUACGCGUGGCUGAGUGUGCAAUACAGUUCCUUCGGAGAGUUGUUUUGUGAGGCGGUAAAAAAUGGUCUCUCGCCGCUGCAGACGCAACAUCCGGGCAUAUAUUUCCACAAAGCUGCGGAGUACAUUAGCAAGCGGAAAGAGGCAUUCCUGCAGUGCACAGCCCUAGGACCAGACAGUGAAGGACAGUCGGCGGCUUCUGCCGGACAGCCAAACUCCAACUCCGUACUAUACAGUGACUUCUUUGGCAUUAGGGGCACAAAAACAGGUGAACCUGUAUCAGAACAGCAGAUUAUUUGUCUGGUGCAGGAGAUGGAAAAGUCCUACAACCAUUCGGCGGCCAUCAUCACUCUACUGGGCCAAGCGAUGGCCCAAUAUAAGGUAUACAAAUGCUUACGCUUUCGCAAGAAACUAGCGAUCGAUAUGGCUGAGGAGUACCUCAAAUGUGGCGACCAUUCCAAGGCACUCACGCUAUACUCACUGAUGCUUUCCGACUAUCGAGCCGACAAAUGGUUCACGAUAUUCACCGAGGUGCUGCUGAAAACCCUUCGAUCUGCAUACCUGUCCGCUUCGGUGCCGGAUUUUGUGGCAUGCAGCAUUGAAACGCUGUCACCUCGAAUCGCCAUGGAGAAGUCUGAUCGUAUCCUAAUUCUAGAGAACCUCUGGAAGGUCUUCCAUAAUAUAUCGCCGGUAUCCAGCAGUCAAAUUGCCCCGGAACUAUCCUCCAACUGGCAAACUGCGCUUAGCUCCUUCAGCAGCCCGGUCAAGCUAGAUCUCGACCGUUUGAGCGACCUGUUGGAGUGCAAGAUAACCUUCGACAAGCGUCAAAUUAGGAACGACGAAAAUCUUCACCUCCAGCUUUACAUUCGCUCCAUCUCUGAUGUUCCUCUGAAAUUGAAAAACUUUUCCGUCCUGCUAUCGGACCUCAAAUCGAACUCGGUUCGCGUACCAGCUGUGCAGUACUCCGAGUACCUGGAACCAGGAACGGAGGAGGAAGCUUGUCUGAAACCGAUUGGCGAGUUCAUUCUGGAACCACAGAAGUGCUAUCGAAUACUGUUUGUUGGAGAGCGCUACCAAUUCAUGGAAAACGUAGAUGUACAUAUCUUCCGGCUGGAGAUGGAAAUGGGCUCGGACCGCACAUUCGUCGUCCUCUCGCAGCGUGAGAAACUCAACGUUCAGCGGAUGUUCAAAAACUUCAACCCACACCAGGACUGCUUGGAGCGGAUCGCUGUUAUCAGUUCAUGUUACAUCAUUCCAACAUUCCAUUUAGGGUCCCAAACCAAACAGAGCAACCAGCCUAUGCUAACGAAUGAAUUCUACAAAAUCACCACCAAGAUAAUAAACAACUCAGAUCUUUGCUUGAAGAAUGUCGGUAUCAGCAUUAGCGUGCCGCAACCCUUGCGCAAUAACGUGUUUCUCACGACCGAUCUGAGUCCCGCGCUGCAGCGAAUCAAUUCCUACGUCCAGAUCGAUAUCGGCGAGCUGCAGAUGCAGUCCGCCACCAGCAUAUCCUACUACGCAACGAGCUUGAUCGAGGGAAACAUCGAGCUGCGCCAGCGGUUGUAUUACCAAACCGAGAAUCUGCACCAGGUGAAAACGAGCGGUGGUGCGAUGAUCGAUUCGCCCUCGACGCCGAACAGCGAGAAGGAAGGGCUCGCGAAACUGAUCGCAAACAACGAACGGGGCACCCAAAAGUACGGCAAUAGUCAUAAUAUCAAAUUCGAGUACAUCACGGAGGAGCUGGUGCGCAAGAUCAAGGAGGACACCAUUGUGGUGCCGUGCGUGGAAGAGUUAAAACUGACAGGGCGCUUUUACACGCUCAGCAGGCAGCCUCUGGUGAAGGCUUAUAAGAACGAGGACUUCAUUCUGAGGAUUGCUAUGGAAGUGAAGGCACCGGACGGGUUGGAUAUACUCGAGACGCAGUUCAUAAGUGACCACAACAUCGUAGAGAAACCCUACAAGGGCCAACCGAGUAUCGUUGGUAGCAAGCUGCGCCAGAGCAGCCGUUUCGAGGAUCUCCGAUUGCUGAACCCAACAAACUGCACUCGGGAUUGGAUUACUCAGGGCGACUAUCUGAACAACGACGUCCAGCUCAAGUUCAACCGAAGUCGGACACCGGACCACAGUGCGAGUGGUGCGGCGACGACCAGUCGCCUCCCGCCGGACGACCAAUUCAACCGGAGUCUGCUGGCGAAGCUGCCCACCAAUGCAACGAUAAUCGGUAGCACGAAUGCCAACCUUACUAACCAAUUGAACUUACCACUAACCACCUCGUCCAAUUCCUCCACAAAUGCCGCCUCUUCGGGAUCAUCUCCUUUACCGCCCCAAACUCAUGCAGGUAUGAUGACAUCGUCAACGGGCAGCGCUGAGGAUUUCAAAAUCAAAUCAUUGCCUUCCAGCGAUCAGCCGAAGGAUGACUUCAGCAAAAGCUUAGCGCAAGUUAAGAACAUCUACAAUCAAGCAAUAGACUGUGUUCAGUUGACCAAUAACGAGCGAAACGGGUUUAUAAACGCGACCAUAAGUACGUCGUCAACGAAUGGUGCUAUGGUGACUCGCGGACGAAGUUCGGAACCGGGAAAUAGCGGGACAGCGGAUACAUCAGGUGACAAUGGUGACAGGAACCUCAUCUUUGGAGUGUACUGUGUUCGGUGGUCUCGCUCGAGUUCGCCCAAUGUGAUCAAUGAGUCCAAAUUUGUGAUCAGUGGUAUAGAGGUGGUAGACCCUCCCCUUAACAUCUACUGCUAUCUGGAAACGAAAAUGUAUGUACGAGUUCCGGUAACUCUACGAAUCACGCUGAAGAACCCCACGCGGAAAAUUCUUCACCUGCAGGCGGUGCUGAACAGUUCCGAUAGUUUCAUGUUCUCCGGACACAAACAGCUGAAAAUAUCGAUCUUUGCCCACUCCGCCUACGACCUGCUGUUCAAUCUGUAUCCCCUGAAAGCAGGAUGGCAACCACUACCCGAGCUACAACUCGACUAUGCUAAUCCCACCAAUGGACCAAGCAGCAACAAACAGCCAGGCAAAAGCACGACCGUGGUCAGCAACAAAAUGAGCACCUCGAGCGAAUCCAUCAGCAGUCAUCCCGGUGAAGCGGGAGAGCCAAGCAGUGAAAAUCUCGAAACACAACUCAAAGCAGAACUGAACUGUUUGGUCAAACGGUGGAUGCCCAAAAUGGUGUUCAUCCAUCCGCCAAGGCGCUACUGAGACAAGGGGCGAGCGUUGGAUAUCGGAGCGUCAUUCGAACGUGUAGUUGUUUACUAGAGCCUUAAUAAAUUCACGAACGAGAGGUUCGCCAAAUGUGUACACAUUGUACACCGCCCUCGAGAGCACGUGGAAUUUCUACUACUCUUCCCCUUUCUUAGUUUGUUAUUUGUGGUGAUUACCGAACAGAACGGAUACAGUCAUGAGCUAGUGCUAGUUACGAUUAUUACCUAAACUAUGUAGCGUUUCAUCCGAUGGGACCCAUUCUUAAUUCCAAUGUGGUGCCGUUGCAGUAAAGUUGUAGGAACGAGUUUUAAUUUGUAAUAUAUAGAUACUCCGCAGGAGUUUGGGAAGAGAAAGAGUAGUGCAGCAAUCGAUUUACUACCAGUAGUAGUUUUCAAAGUUAGAUAAAUAAAGUAGAGAAUAUGUAACACGAAAUAAGAACGUUCGCAGAGGUAAUCUUCUGAUAUGUGAGAGCGCCGAGAGAUGAUUAGAAAAUAUUCAGGAACGAAAAUACAAGAUAUAAUAUAGUUUAUUAAGUUGGAAAAAAAUGAGUCGGACAUUCUAUGUCAUUGUGCAUGUUUAUUUCCGUUUGUCAGUUUUUCACUUUUGGUGGGAAGUGAAUUUAGUACAAAAAAGAUGAUGAGGUAAA